Colletotrichum destructivum is the source of this 5064-nucleotide messenger RNA. RefSeq lists its product as uncharacterized. NCBI's taxonomy places the organism in Eukaryota, Fungi, Ascomycota, Sordariomycetes, Glomerellales, Glomerellaceae. The transcript has 2 exons. Bases 355 to 4683 code for a protein of 1442 amino acids. The record is from RefSeq and is a predicted model, not a curated record. Gene Ontology annotation, cellular component: trans-Golgi network.
AGUCGCACACCGUCACUUGCUGCCGGUGGCUGCAUACCAAUUCCACCCUGUCCACUCCCACUCCCACUCCCACUCACCUCUUUACCUACUCCUUUCCACUGACUGCUGCAUGGAGUGUUAGCUGCCGUAGACCUGCAGCCAAUUCGACGCUCGAUUCAGAAAGCGCGCAAUACCCGAAGGUGACGAACAAGCAUUGGCGACGCCGUAGAAGUCAAGUCAACUGUAGAGCUUCGCCGACCUCCGCACCCCUCUUCUUCUGGCGCUGAACGCACGAGACCAUCGCGAUAUGGCAACAUAGCUCACAACACAAUCCUUUCGAGUCGAAGAUGCUGGACGGAAGACACACGUACUAGGAUGAGCUUGGACUCGCUGUUACCAAUCGCUCCCGCGAGAGUGAAGGCAUUGGUUCUGCCCCUUGGCCAGAUCAGAGGCGAUCGUUUCUCGUCCUUCAUUGAGCGCCUGCGGCCCGAACAUGUCGUCUCCUUGCGGGAUGUCAGCCCUGACGGGCGGCCGAACAGAAAUAUGUUCUCGCCCUUGGCUUUCCCCGACGGCGCUGUAUUCUACGAACUUAUAACCCACAUACCCCCACCGUCGCACCUCGCACUAUCGCCAUUCGACUUCUACCGCGAACCUCUUGCAGUCAUCGCGAUCGCCGACGGUGACGAACUGAACCGCGCCGCCUUCAAUAAAAGACAAUCCGGCAAUGCGCCCACCAUUGCCGAACAGAACAUCAGAACCUUGUACCAGGAAUUAGAGGACCUGAGAGACCGCUUCGGAAAGGCCCUUGUCCACCAGGUGCUCAUCUUCGACCAUACGCCCUCUAAGGAGAACCCAGUUCCCAUGCCUGAGGGGCUUAUCGCCAUACCGCCUCCGGACGAGUGCAAGAGGACAACCUUGAAGACAAUAAUGUGCGACAUAACCUCGCAGCUCCUUGCUGAAAUGACAGCCCUGGCCAAAUCGUUUGAAGCCAUGUCCUUCAUUGAAUCCCCCGGGCAAUCUCACUCGACGAGACAAGCGAACGGUGCAGCAUGGGGUGCCGAUGACACAGGGUCCGCCAAUAGGAGGAACUCGCAGUUCAACCCAGGCCCUCAGAGAUCGAGCUCAACCAGUGGCUUGCCAGACCGCCAAAUGCACCGUAUGUCCAUGCCAGUCGCGCCCAUCAAGCACAACUCAGCCAUCGUAUCAAGCAACUCGACACCAGCUCGACCUUCGACCCCGGUGAGAAGCGGGCUGUCGAACCCGCCGACCACGUUUGACGACCUGGCUGCUGGCCUCAGCACCGGGUCCACGACCCCUGACCAGGUUACACGACCGGGUGCUGGGGAACACUUCAGGUCGGAAAGCUCAGAUCGAGUUUCGGUGCAGGGUUUUGGUCCCGGGGGUCUCAACGACCGCUGGAGGGCCAAAGGAAAGGGCAGAGUGACGAUCCUCAUGGGAUCCUUGUAUCUCCAAGCUGGCCGGUGGCCCGACGCCCUGAAGGAACUUAUUGACGGUGCAACCGUCGCUCGGUCAAUCAACGACCACAUCUGGCACGGCAAAGCACUAGAGUUGGUUACCAUCACCCUGCUGCUCCUGGGAUGGGUCAAGGUCGAGUUUCAAGUCCCAGCGAUAUGUCUGCCUCCGCAGGACAAAACCACGGCUGCGAUUUUUACUGCGCUAGAUGCAGCAAUAACCGAUCCAAGCCAGCCCAAGUACAUCCGGAAUCUUCAAAUCGUACUCCCAGAUCUUCUGGAGCGCAUCGUCGGGCUGUACUCGAGGAUAUCAGCUGAGCACCUGCCACCCUUGCCCUUGGCUGAAACCACCAUUCGAUUCAGCAAGAUUUUAUCCGCAUUGCAUCUUGCCGAUGGAAAGUUGGGAGAGCGAUCCUAUGACACGAUGAUAUUUGGCAAGCUGCCUUCGACUCCCCUGACGACCUCUCCCAGGUUGAUUGUCGUCCCAAAUCGACAACAAAUCGUCACUUUCCUCUUCCGCGCAUUCCCCUCGUCAUCGUCAGAGCUUCUCACCAUUGCAGAUCGUGUUUCGAUCCUGGCAGGUAUUGCAUCUGUUCUUGGACCUCUGGGCCACCAUCGCAAGAAGGCCAUGGUCACCAGAGAGCUGGUGUCAGUUUUGAUCAGCGGGCUCGUCGAGGCCCGCACUCGAGGUGCUGCAGACAUGGGCAUACAUCCAGCCGCAGGUCUUGUGGCUUUGAACGCCGCCAAUGGACACAGCAACAGCGCAGUGGCUCUUGAGCUUGGGGAGGGCGAUGUGGAGCAAGGGAUCGAGGCCUUCCUGGCUCUUCUGUGCAAGUCGUACGGUAUUGUGGGCUUUGAUAUGAAGAAGCAGCCUUCAGAUGACGCGCUGUCUACCGAAGACUCCGACGCCGCGGUCAUUGAUAGAAUUCGGGGACAGGCGGCCGCGAGGUUUUUUGGGUUCACCAGCGUCAAACUGAACAUUCUGAGAGCAUGCAUCAACUUUUCUGAAGCAUUGCCUGACUUCAAUGGCGUGUUGAAGUUCUCAAGUGAUUUGCUUCGUACAGCCGGGUCUGGGGUAGCCCCCGGUCCUCGCAAGGAGGACGCAUCGCCGGUCAUCGCUCGAGACGAGCAGGUCCGUCUGGUUACAAACAUAUCCAAGACGUCGAAUUUGUCAAAAAGACUGGGCUUGAACCACUUGGCCGCAGAAUACUGGGAUGAGUUUUUCGUCCGCGGUGUUGCUUUGGAGCCGUUGCCAAACACGCGGAUUCCGGUCCCUCACGCAAAGAGCACGCUUCCUGGGGCCGUCACAGCGAGAACAUCUCAGGAUGUUAACCCAUUCAUCUACAAUCCGUUUUUAAAACAGGCCAACAAAGCGGCUGCCGAUCACAUCCUCGUUGCAGACGAACCGGCGACUUUCAAGGUCACUUUGCAAAACCCAUACGAUGUCGAGGUCGACGUUGAAAGCCUCCGGCUGGACACCAGCGGUGCAGACUUUGAGUCCAGCUCCGAAAGCACCAUCAUCGGGCCUUACCGAACCCAAAUACUCAAGGUCACCGGAACACCAAGAGGCCCUGGUGCCCUGAAGGUAACGGGUGCUAUCAUCCGCGUCCGUGGUUGUCGGGAGAGACGAUUUCCCAUCUUCAGCCACCCAUGGACACCGCAGGCAGAUGUAAAGGUCAAGGCUACUGGGCUCCCGGCUCUUGAAAGUACCAUCUCCUCCGAUGUUCGUAUCGGCAGGCCGCUCAAGAUAGAGGAUGUGGGGUUGAAUGUCAUUCCUCAGCAGCCGAUUGUCAUUGUCAAAUCAACGACACUCCCGCAAGCUUCUGUCAUGGUGCUCGAAGGAGAAAGACAAGUGUUCUCUGUCACGCUGCAGAACCUCUCCAGAACGACACCCGUAGAUUUUAUGCUUUUUUCAUUCCAGGACUCCACACAAGGACCGCUGCAAGCAGGAAUCAACAACCGAGAUGCUACGCCGGCCGAGUUGUACGAGUUCGAGUACAUUCUCAUGAAGCGGCAAGGUCUCCGAAGGUUGAACAAGAAGGAGCCCGAGAAGAGAUACAUUGCCCCGGGAGGCACCGCCACGUUUGACUUUGAAAUCCUCGGCAAACCUGGGUUGACAAACGCUGCCAUCCAGAUCGACUACGCCCAUCUCGGGAUGCCGCCGGAAGAGGUGAAGGAGCAAUUCCAUACCCGGCAAGUAUCCCUGCAAUUGACGGUGACUGUCAACGCCAGCGUCGAGCUUGCGAGACUCGAUGUCCUCCCUCUCAGUGGCCCCGUGCCUCAGCCGCUACUCAGCCUCACGAAUCUGGAGUCGAAGUCCGAUCCUGCCACAUUGGCGGAAGAAUACUGCCUGCUAUCUAUGGAUCUACGCAACGCCUGGCCGAACAGCAUGGAAGUGCAGCUAGAUGGCGAAGACGGUGUUGUGAUCAAGGAACACAUUCUCCCGGGCAACGUGAAUCGCGUCAUUGUCCCUCUACGACGCAUAUACCUUCAAGAUCCUCACGCUUCGAUCCCGGCUCUCAAUCCAUCAAGACAGCGACAGUUCGUCGUAAGCACCAGCAAGAUCACGCCAGAUAUGGAGCGCUCGAACAGGGAAGCAUUCUGGUACAGGGAGAGGAUACUGGAUACUCUCACAGCCAGGUGGAAGACAGUGUCCGGUCCGAAGCGGAGUGGCUACAUCGACCUCCGGGGCAUCAGACUCUCCCCCCGCAUGAUGGACGCUAUCAGGAUUGACGACAUUGGUAUCGACAUCUCCAUUGAGAAUCCGAGCUUGAAGGGCCUGGGUGGAACUGCCAAGGGGUCUAUCCUUGUCGACGAUUUCGUCCAAAUCAAGGUCGGCAUCACAAACCGGUCGGCUCAGCCAGUGUAUCCGAUGUUGCGGCUCAUGCCGGCUCUGUGUCACCGUCCCCUGAACGUCGCCUUGGACUUCACGCGGAAAUUUGCCUGGAACGGUACCUUGCAACAGGCGCUUCCCCUCCUGGCGGCCAAGUCCAGCAUCGAAGUGGAGAUGCAGGCGAUGGCCCUUUGUCGUGGAGAGUUCGAGAUAGGUGCAUCGGUCGAAGAGUACCAAAUCUGGCAAGAGCCCAAAGCAGCGAAGGACGAAGAGGAGGCGAAAGGGGGCCGGCAGCGAUCGGAUACUCAGACGAUGUUGGAUGCCAUCAUGGGCGCGAAGGAGCGGCGCAUCUGGCAUUCAAGGCAGGCCUGCGUCGUCAAGGUGAAGGAUCACGACUAGCAGCAUCAGAGAGCUAUCUAUAUCUUGUACAUGACGACGCGUAUGAUGGAUGCAUGUGGAAAAGACAAAUCAUACACCAGAGACUUGGAGUUGGCAAUUGCAGCGGCCUGUGUUACAAUAGACAGACAAUCAAGUUCUCCCCAAGAUGAGAGAUGAAAGAUAAAAGAUGAGAGGCGAGAGAUGGGCCAAGGUUGGCGGUGAUAUGGCUGGAUGGCUGGAUGGCACGGCACGGCACAGCCAGGCUCACAGGGAUGAGCCCGAUCAACCGGCGAUCGAAUUAAGCUCAUCCCUGGCAAAUGGCGUUGCCGCUAAGUCAUGCGCAUGCGUGGGUCUGACCGCCUGCCGAAUUUUAUUUUCUGCUUGAUUGCGAACCAAACCAAA